CAAAACAAUAUGAACUUUCCCACUCUCCAAUGGUAUAAACUGAACGCAUAAUGAAUUUUUCCUCAACAUUUCUUCACGAAAACGGAUAUGGGUUUGGGAAUUAUGGAUCCGAACACCUGCAUCAGGGGCUGCUGCUCCAGCAAUUCGAUUCCUCUUCAUCUUCAACCUUCCGCAUUCACGCUGCUCUCUCCAAUUGCCCGAGGGGCCGAGAGUACUGUGUAUGAAGGAAGGUUGGAUGGUAGAAAAGUUGCUGUAAAGAAGCCUAUAUUGUCUACUUCUGAGGAAUUGGAUAAAUUUCACAAGGAGCUCCAGUUGCUGUGUGAAUUAGAUCAUCCAAGCAUAGUAAAACUGGUUGCAGCAAAUGCGAAGCCACCUAACUACAUGUUUUUCUUUGAAUACUACGAGUCUCCAAAUCUUGCGGAGAAAUUGCAUGUUGAAGAAUGGAAUCCAAGUAUCAAUCAGGUGCUUAUGAUCACUCUAGAGUUAGCAAAGGCUUUGCAGUAUUUGCACAACUUGGGGAUUGUACAUAGGGAUGUGAAACCAGCAAAUGUUCUUCUUGACGAAGAUUUGCAUCCAUACUUGGCUGAUUUUGGUUUAGCAAUACACCAGAAGUAUCUGAAAGAAGUUUCUGCUGAAAACUGGAAGUCAUCUGGCAAGCCAACAGGUGGUUUCUAUAAGAAAAGCAUGGUUGGGACACUCAUAUAUAUGGCACCUGAGAUAUUGAGGAAGGAAAUACAUACAGACCUAUCAGACGUCUAUAGUUUUGGCAUCCUAAUGAAUGAGCUUUUGACUGGUGUUGUUCCAUAUACUGAUCUUCGUACUGAAGCACAGGCCCACACUGUACUGGAAAUGAAUUAUACAGAGCAGAUGCUUACGGCAGCUAUUGUUUCAGAUGGCUUGCGGCCAGCCCUUCCUAGUGAUGAGUCAGGCACACCAUCUAGGUUGUUAUCACUUAUACAGUGGUGCUGGGAUGCAAAUCCUAAAAACAGACCAUCUUUUUCUGAUAUAGUUAUGGACUUGGAGUCAAUUUGGGAGAAUAGAAAGAGUCUAGAAUCUGUUUCUUCUGUACAACUUGAUUUGUGUGGUAGGCUUAGUGAUGCUAAUGAACAUGAUUGUGCGUAUCAAGAAGAAAUUAACUGGUCAAAUCAGGGAGAACGUUGUUCUCAAAAGUCUUCUGAUGCAGAUAGGUGUGGUUUGAAUGAGUGGCUUGAUUUCUCAACAGACCAAUUGGCGUACCGCCCAACACUUUCUUGGGGAUCAUUCUCCACCUGUGGGAUGAGGGAGACCAUGGAGGACUCUCAUUUCCUUUUGCCUCACUUCUGCAGUGAUGAGGACAUCCAUGCCUUUGGGAUCUUUGAUGGUCAUAGAGGUGCAGCAGCCGCUGAGUUUUCAGCUCAAGCAAUUCCUGGAUUCUUGCAAACAUCAUUUUCCACGAGAAGUCCUGCAGAUGCAUUAAUGGAAGCAUUUGUAAAAACAGACAUUGAGUUUAGAAAAGAGCUCGAGUUCUUCCGCAAAUCCAAGAAACUUAAACAGAAAGACUGGCAUCCUGGUUGCACUGCUGUUGUUGCUCUAAUUGUUAGAGACAAGCUUUUUGCUGCCAAUGCUGGUGAUUGCAGGGCAAUAUUGUGUCGGGCUGGGGAUCCCAUUGUUUUAAGUAAGGAUCAUGUCGCUAGUUGUCUUGAGGAGAGAGAGCGUGUCAUCAAUGCUGGAGGGCAGGUCAAGUGGCAAGUUGAUACAUGGAGGGUUGGUCCGGCUGCUCUUCAGCUUGGACAGGUAACUCGAUCAAUUGGCGACGAUGAUCUGAAGCCAGCUGUGACUGCGGAACCUGAGAUAACAGAAACUGUUUUGACAUCACAGGAUGAUUGCCUGGUUAUGGCUAGUGAUGGAUUGUGGGAUGUCCUUAGCAACUCUGAGGUAGUUGAUAUAAUAAGAGAUACCGUCAAAGAUCCCGGAAUGUGCUCAAAGCGACUCGCAACAGAAGCGGCAGCUCGGGGCAGCCGCGAUAACAUCACGGUAAUUGUUGUAUUUUUACAUCCAGUAUCUACAAUAGAGAGAAUUUAUUAAAUGGUGUAAUUGGGAUGCCUCUUCUACCUACCAUAAUGAAAAAGUUACAGCUACUUCUAACA
This is a messenger RNA of Cucumis melo (muskmelon), 2126 nucleotides long. Its product is annotated as protein kinase and PP2C-like domain-containing protein. The transcript is spliced from 12 exons. Gene Ontology annotation, molecular function: ATP binding; protein kinase activity; protein serine/threonine phosphatase activity. Lineage: Eukaryota; Viridiplantae; Streptophyta; Magnoliopsida; Cucurbitales; Cucurbitaceae. The record is from RefSeq and is a predicted model, not a curated record. Gene Ontology annotation, biological process: protein phosphorylation; protein dephosphorylation. Gene Ontology annotation, cellular component: nucleus; cytosol. The coding region runs from base 88 to 2064 and encodes 658 amino acids.